AUGCCAUGCCACCAUGAACUGGGUUGAGACUGCCCGUGUGGCGUUGUCUCUUGUCUUGAGCUCAAUUGUUCUGCUGGUAAAGUAUGCAUUUUGGUUCUUGAGACUGUGUACGGUGCCGUUCGUGAGAUUUGGCCGAGGUGUCCUCCAUCUUGCGCUGCUACCCCUGGCAUUCCUCGUCAAGUUUGAGGCUAUUUUGACAUUUGUUACUGUGGCAUUGCUUACCGGCAUCGUUGCCGGCCUGGUGUUACAUUACCUGAAUGUUUCGGUGGUGAAGGUCCUAAACAUUUCGCCUGGCGACCACAGCCUUCUUCCUCGUAAAAGGGCUUCUCGGUCACGCAAAAUCAAGGCAUCGAGCAAAAAUUAUGCUACUCAUCAAUCGGGAGAUAUAUGGCCGCCUUCAGCGCGAACAAUGACCGGCUCUUUGCCUACCGCUGAUGAUUACCUGAAAGAAUGGAGUCAUCAGACAGACCCGAGAAGCUAUAGUAAGAACAAGGGUCUUUUGGCGAGCACUAUUCUCGAAGAGGAUGAAUAUAGUGAGGUAUCUGGUGACUAGUGGUGGACCUAAUGGCCGUCGUCUCACAUAGCCUUGCGUUGAACAACUAGUCGAAUGAACACUCCUAUAUCAACCUAAUUCCAUGAAGUCUGCUUCGGUUAAAGCUACAGAAAUUAUAUUCCAUUCCAUAU
Messenger RNA from Penicilliopsis zonata CBS 506.65, 684 nucleotides. RefSeq lists its product as hypothetical. Lineage: Eukaryota; Fungi; Ascomycota; Eurotiomycetes; Eurotiales; Aspergillaceae. The coding region runs from base 14 to 553 and encodes 179 amino acids. The record is from RefSeq and is a predicted model, not a curated record. The transcript has 2 exons.